CGAUUUAAUCAUUGUAUUAAAUUAAGUCUUUGUUACGUAGAAUAUGUUCCCCAUACUAAAGUGUUACCAAAACUUGUAUUUAGAGCGCUUUAUAGUGACUCCCAUUUGUUCCAUUGUUAGCUGACCUUUGCUAGUGUUUAUUUGCGAUUUAGAAUACAUUAAAAAAAAAAAAAGACAAACAAAUGUGUUCUUUUUUUACAUUAGAAUUGUGAAUGAUAGAUACAAUUCCAAAAAAAAGUGCACUUCCCCUUUAAUUCCUCCGUGCAUUUCACUUUGUGUUUCCAGUCAUGCUCUUUUCUUUGCUUUGGGGCUGUGCUUUUCUGUCAAAUGGGAGAGAGGUUGGAGGUGCAGGGGCGAAUGAUGAUGUCGAGGAAGAGCCGACCGGAGCCGAGCGCUGAAUUUCAAUUAGCCCGCGCUUCCUUAAGAGGAUCAUUAAAGCCACUUAAAGAUGACAAAACAGCAAGUUCGCUCGGCGCCUCUUCCUUUUCUGAUUAUCGCACAAGCACUUUACUUUACUCGCCAUUUUUCUUGCCUUGCCAGCACUUGGAAUCAAUGCUUGUGCCUUGCAAACAGUCUAACAUUCCACCCCGUCUCUUUCUCUGCCCUGGGAUUCUCCCUAUCUCUUCCCAUCUGCCCUACCUGUGUGUGUGUGUGUGUGUGUGUGUGUGUGUGUGUGUGUGUGUGUGUGUGUGUGUGUGUGUGUGUGUGUGUGUGUGUGUGUGUGUGUGUGUGUGUGUGUGUGUGUGUGUGUGUGUGUGUGUGUGUGUGUGUGUGUGUCCUCACCUUACACACUCCCUUUUGUCCUGCAGACCCUGAGCGCGGUGGCACUCACAUGAUCUCCACAGAUGACCUGGAGUACCCGCGGGAGUACCGGACGCUGGGCAACAGCGGCCGGCGCUUCUCCAACGUGGGCCUGGUGCACACGUCGGAGCACCGGCACACGGUCACGGCGGCCCAGAGCCUGGAGGCCCUCACCAACCUGCACAAGGCCGACAUGGAGCGCAAGCGGGACGCCUUCAUGGACCACCUGAAGAGCAAGUACCAGCAGCAGCAGCAGCAUCAGCAGCAUCAGCAGCAGCUGCAGCAUCAGCACCACACCCCGCCCUCGCCCUCGCCGUCGCACGGCAGCAUGAGAGGGAGCGCCGAGAGGGCUGCGAGAGAACAGCAACAACCCAACUACUGGAGCUUUAAGAGCCGCAGCCCUCGCCAUUCCCAGUCCACCCAGUCUGGCCUCGCCGACCAGGCCACCAAGCUCUCCUACGCCUCCGCCGAAUCCCUGGAGACCAUGUCCGAGGCCGACGUGCCCAUCGGCUUCAACCGUAUGAACCGGUUUCGCCAGAGCCUGCCGCUGUCGCGCUCCGCCAGCCAGAAUAAGCUACGAUCUCCAGAUGAAUUUGCAGGCGUGCUGUUCCUGCAGUACGGCGACGAGACGCGCCGCGUGCACAUCACCCACGAGCUGAGCAGCCUGGACACGCUGCACGCCCUCAUCGUGCACAUGUUCCCCCAGAAGCUGACGGCGGGCAUGCUCAAGUCGCCCAACACGGCCAUCCUGAUCAAGGACGAGGCGCGCAACGUCUUCUACGAGCUGGAGGACGUGCGUGACAUCCAGGACCGCAGCGUGAUCAAGAUCUACCGCAAGGAGCCCAUCUACGCCUCCUACCCGGCGGCCGCGCAUCUGGCCAACGGCGACCUGCGGAGAGAGAUGGUGUACUCGUCCCGCGACUCCUCCCCAACGCGCCGCCUCAACACGCUACCCUCCUCCGCCUCUUCCGGCUCGCCGUCUCGCUCCCGCCUGUCCUACAGCGGGGGCCGCCCGCCGUCCUUCGCCGGGCCCCACGAGCAGGCUCGCCACCCCCACCACCCGUCGGCGGCCCACGUGGCCAACGCGGGCCUCUCGCCCUCGCCCAGCGCCAUCCUGGAGCGCCGCGACGUCAAGCCGGACGAGGAGGUCUCGGCCAAGAACCUGGCGCUGAUGAAGAACGAGUCUCUGUACGCCGACCCCUACAGCCUGAUGCACGAGGGCCGCCUCAGCAUUGCCUCGACGCAGUCGCUGGCCGCCAUCGGCGACCCCUUCAGCUUCCCCGUGUCCGCGGGGCUGUACCGCCGCGGCUCCGUGCGCUCCCUCAGCACCUACUCCGCAGCCGCCCUGCAGGGGGAGCUGGACGACUCCCUCUACAAGCCCGGGGGGCCCCUGUACUCCGACACCUACUCGGCCACGUUGGGCAUGGGCUUUCGCAUGCCGCCUUCGUCCCCGCAAAAGAUCCCAGACAUCCACCUGCGGGACAGGGACUCGUACUCAGGCUCACCCAGCAGGGCCUCGCCCGUCAGGCAGAGCUUCCGCAAAGACUCGGCCUCCUCCUCGGUGUUCAUGGACAGCCCCAAGUCCAGACCUAAUUCCGGCUCUGAGCCUCUGUGCCUGACUGCUGGACCCGGGGAGGGGGGCAGGGCCACGCCAGGGUUUGGUUCUUCUCUGUCUGGACCGGACUCUGAUGCCAGCAGGGAUCAUCGUCUGGAGCGCAUGGAGGCCAUGGAGAAGCAGAUCGCCAGCCUGACCGGUCUGGUCCAGAGCGUGCUGACCAGAGCGCCGGACAGUGACAGCACAUGCGGCCUGCUGCGUCUCUGCAUGAUGGCGGGCUGCCCCCCGGACCAGGGAGCCGACUUCUCACGGACAUUACCUUUCUCUUCCAGCGACAAGACCGACACCAACAGCGACGGCUCCGCCACCGGAACAGGACGGCUAAAGAAGAAAGCUCACACUCCGUCGGCGCCGCUGGCCCUGAUGCCGCCGCCGCCGUCCAACUCCACGCCGCUGAACAACGUCAGCCGCCUGCAGAUGCAGCUCCACCUGCACGGCCUGCAGCAGAACGCCAACGACCUGCGCAAGCAGCUCAGCCAGCUGCGUAAGACCCAGCUGGAGAACCAAGACUCCAUGCGCACGAUGCUCAAGCGGACCGAGGCGGAGUUGAACGUACGCGUGGCCGACGCCCUCAGGAAGCAGGAGGAUCCUUUGCAGAGACAGCGCCUCCUAGUGGAGGAGGAGAGGCUCAAGUACCUCAACGAGGAGGAGCUCAUCAUCCAGCAGCUACACGACCUGGAAAAGUCGGUGGAGGAGAUCCAGAAGGAGUCGGCUGUCAACCACAAGCUGGUGAGCGUGCAGGAGCUGGAGGAGAAGAGCGCCGUCCUCCGAAAGCUGGGAGAGACGCUCACCGAGCUCAAGAAUCAGUUCCCCAGCCUGCAGAGCAAGAUGAGGGUGGUGCUGAGGGUGGAGGUGGAAGCCGUCAAGUUCCUGAAGGAGGAGCCGCACCGACUGGACGCCCUGUUGAAACGCUGCAAGACCGUAACGGACACCCUCAGCACAAUGCGCAAGCAAGCCAACGAGGGGGUGUGGAAGAAGCACGAGGACUUCUCUAAUCCGUCAUCCAAGCACAACGAGGACCUGAGAAAGUUCUCGGACUUUGACCUGCAGAGCAGCUCGCCGCUUAGCAUCAACGACCUGGGCGGGGGGAACAGCCUGUCCAACUGGAGCCCCCACACCAGCCUCAACCGGCGCCCUCACAAGGACAAUCACCCGCCCGUUCCUCACAAGGGCAAAGCCCUGGAGGAGCUGGAGCGCCGCACCGCCGCUGAUAAGGCCUUGUCCGUGGAAGUUCGCCUGGCGGCCGAGCGGGACUGGGAGGAGAAGCGGGCCAGUUUGACCCAGUACAGCGCUCAGGACAUCAACCGGCUGCUGGAGGAGACCCAGGCCGAGCUCAUGAAGGCCAUUCCCGACUUGGACUUUGCCGCUAAACAGAUCAAGAGCUCUUCUAACACGCCCUCGUCCCAGAACCCGCAGACCGCUCAGAGCGGGGCAGCGACCCCCGAGCACCGCGCCAACAAGCCCCAGCAGAAGAAAGAAGGGGGAACCAGGCUCGGCUCUGACGAGCUGACGGUGCCUCGCUACCGCACAGAAAAACCCUCCAAGUCUCCUCCGCCGCCGCCGCCCAGACGCAGCUUCCCAUCGUCACCAGGCCUGACCACCCGCAGUGGGGAGACCCUGGUUCCGGGGAAAAGCGUCAAGAAGUCAGAUUCUGAAGAGGCGGAGAGCCAGAAGCCUCACAUGAAACUGAGGAGGACGGUGUCGGAAAACCCUCGUCCCGCAUCCACACCUCCCACGCUGUCCGGGGACAAGGUGGACGGCGAGCAGGAGAGAACCUCUGGCCAGUUGGAGGGCAGACCUUUGUGUUCUGUUGCACACAUCAUGUUGACUGACUGUUGGCCAGCUUCAGCGUCCCCCCCUGAGGAUCCUGUCAGAGAUUUGUCCCCCUGUCCUGUAAAAACAAGGCCUUCGCCGCUCGCCACCGUGAUUAAUUCACCCGCUCGGCGAGAGUUAAGGAUGCAACAUGACUUCUCCUCCGAGGAAGAAGAGAAACGGGAAGUGACUCUGCUCCUCACGGAGCUGGAGAUGAGGGCGCUUUCUCCGUUAGAAGCACAGGAGCUCAGCGGCGCCAUGGGGGUCAUUUUCCAGACCCGGACUAUCUCAGCCGGUGCGGAGCUCUCAGACGUCCACUUGAGCGAGCGGCCUCUGCUGCUGCUCUUCAGGGAGGAGACCACGAUCAAGGACGCCUACAAGCUGCUGCUCGGCCUCCUGGAGUCGUCUCAUCCCCAGCCUAAACCCAGGAGAACAUCCUCCGUGGCUCGCCCGAGCCAGCGGAGCUCCCUGGUGACGGCUCUGAGGAGAGGAGUGGAGACCGGGGACGUGGUUCUCCGACUUCAACACAGCGCGAGCGCCAAGGGUCCACCGGAUUCUCAGUCCGUGGAGAUAUCUAGCUCGGCUCAAGCAGGAGAGAAUGUCCGCCGCAGCACCUUCAAGAGGCUGGACAGCUUGGAGGAGACCAUUCGCCAGUUGGAGAACACCCUGAUAGAGAUCAGCGGUGGUUCCUGUGCAGAGGAGCUCCCGCCCGAACCCACCAGGAGGAAGCCGGCGGUUCCGCCCAAGCCGACAUCGAGCCAGGGAGGAAAUGGCCUGGCCCCCGGCAAGGUCCCGCCCCCUACGGCCACCAAGCUGAAGCACCUGCAGCACAACAGCAUGGACAAAUACAAGAGCGGCAAGAGGGAGGACUUCCUGAAGAGCCAAGGCCAGCAUCAGCAGGCCUCGGGAGGCGUCAGCGUCGAGCCGUACCUCUCCGGGAUCAAAACGGGCCUCCCCGGGCGCCCCAGGAAGGCGGACGGCACGGGGCCGUCCCUGAGGGCGUCCCCCGGCCAGGCCAAGGCGCUGCUGGCCAGCCUGUCCGCCGCCGGCCUGAGCGCCGAGGCCCUGCUGCUGUCCUCCGCCCUGCGCCAGCACCGCCUCCUCCGCGAGCAGCAGCAGCGAGCCUCCUCCCUGCCGUCCCCCAGCAGCCGCUCGCCCUCGCCCGCCUCCUCGUCCUCCCAGACGCCCACCGCCACCCUCUCCUCGUCUUCCUCGCCCACCACGCCCAUCUUGUCCCCGUGCUCGCCCACCCCGCUCAGCUCGCCCACCUUCGCCAAGGCCAACGGCCCAAUUCUGGAGGGCCUCAGCGGCUGCAAGGAUGGACAAUAAGCGUCCAUUUUGAAGACCGACACUCCUAACUCUUAAAGACAUCCAUCCUGGAAUCUUCUCACACCUUAGAUCCCACCUGAGAUAAGCUGUUUAGCGUAGGAGCUGCAAUAUUCACCACCAGGUAGUGUGUGUGUGUGUGCGUGGGUUUGUGUGUGUUUGUGUGGGCAGUUAGAUCCAAGAUGGAGUCACGUGAAGCUCAACGGUGUUUGAAAUGAAGCUUGAUGCUGUUUGAACAAGCUACAACACAAACAAGCACAGAAGGGUCCACUCAUUAACACACCUCUUUAUCAAUCAAUCAAUCAAUAGAAUGGUCCAAACGUACUCAUUAACACACCUCUUAAUCAAUCAAUCAAUAGAAUGGUCUAAACGUACUCAUUAACACACCUCAAUCAAUCAAUCAAUCAAUAGAAUGGUACAAACGUACUCAUUAACACACCUCUUUAUCAAUCAAUCAAUCAAUAGAAUGGUACAAACGUACUUAUUAACACACCUCUUAAUCAAUCAAUCAAUAGAAUGGUCCAAACGUACUCAUUAACACACCUUUAUCAAUUAAUCAAUCAAUAGAAUGGUCCAAACGUACUCAUUAACACACCUCUUAAUCAAUCAAUCAGUAGAAUGGUCCAAACGUAGUCAUUAACACACCUCUCAAUCAAUCAAUCAAUAGAAUGGUCCAAACGUACUCAUUAACACACCUCUUUAUCAAUAGAAUGGUCCAAACAUACUCAUUAACACACCUCUUUAUCAAUCAAUCAGUCAAUAAAAUGGUCCAAACGUACUCAUUAACACACCUCUUAAUCAAUCAAUCAAUAGAAUGGUCCAAACGUACUCAUUAACACACCUCUUUAUCAAUCAAUCAGUCAAUAAAAUGGCCCAAACCUACUCAUUAACACACCUCGUUAUCAAUAGAAUGGUCCAAACAUGCUCAUUAACACACCUCUUUAUCAAUCAAUCAGUCAAUAAAAUGGUCCAAACGUACUUAUCAACACACCUCUUAAACAAUCAAUCAAUAGAAUGGUCCAAACGUACUCAUUAACACACCUCUUUAUCAAUCAAUCAGUCAAUAAAAUGGUCCAAACCUACUCAUUAACACACCUCGUUAUCAAUAGAAUGGUCCAAACAUGCUCAUUAACACACCUCUUUAUCAAUCAAUCAGUCAAUAAAAUGGUCCAAACGUACUUAUCAACACACCUCUUAGAUUGUUCCAAACAUGCUCAUUAACACACCUCUUUAUCAAUCAAUCAUCCAAACGUACUCAUUAACACACCUCGUUAUCAAUAGAAUGGUCCAAACAUACUCAUUAACACACCUCUUUAUCAAUCAAUCAGUCAAUAAAAUGGUCCAAACCUACUCAUUAACACACCUCGUUAUCAAUAGAAUGGUCCAAACAUGCUCAUUAACACACCUCUUUAUCAAUCAAUCAAAUAAAAUGGUCCAAACAUACUUAUUAACACACCUCUUAGAUUGUUCCAAACGUACUCAUUAACACACCUCUUUAUCAAUCAAUCAUCCAAACGUACUCAUUAACACACCUCGUUAUCAAUAGAAUGGUCCAAACAUACUCAUUAACACAUCUCUUUAUCAAUCAAUCAGUCAAUAAAAUGGUCCAAACCUACUCAUUAACACACCUCGUUAUCAAUAGAAUGGUCCAAACAUGCUCAUUAACACACCUCUUUAUCAAUCAAUCAAAUAAAAUGGUCCAAACGUACUUAUUAACACACCUCUUAGAUUGUUCCAAACGUACUCAUUAACACACCUCUUUAUCAAUCAAUCAAUCAACAGAAUGGUCCAAACAUACUCAUUAACACACCUCUUUAUCAAUCAAUCAAUCAAUAGAAUGGUCCAAACGUACUCGUUAACACACCUCUUUACCAAUAGAAUGGUCCAAACAUACUCAUUAACACACCUCUUUAUCAAUCAAUCAAUCAAUAGAAUGGUCCAAACGUACUCAUUAACACACCUCGUUAUCAAUCAGUCAAUCAAUAGAAUGGUCCAAACUUACUCAUUAACACACCUCUUAAUCAAUCAAUCAAUAGAAUGGUCCAAACGUACUCAUUACACACCUCUUUAUCAAUAGAAUGGUCCAAACGUACUCAAUAACACACCUCGUUAUCAAUCAGUCAAUCAAUAGAAUGGUCCAAACGUACUCAUUAACACACCUCUUUAUCUAUCAAUCAAUCAAUCGAAUGGUCCAAACAUACUCAUUAACACACCUCAAUCAAUCAAUAGAAUGGUCUAAACGUACUCAUUAACACACCUCUUUAUCAAUCAAUCAAUCAAUAGAAUGGUCCAUACAUACUCGUUAACACACCUCUUUACCAAUAGAAUGGUCCAAACAUGCUCAUUAACACACCUCUUUAUCAAUCAAUCAAUCAAUCAAUAGAAUGGUCCAAACAUACUCAUUACACACCUCUUUAUCAAUAGAAUGGUCCAAACGUACUCAAUAACACACCUCGUUAUCAAUCAGUCAAUCAAUAGAAUGGUCCAAACGUACUCAUUAACACACCUCUUUAUCUAUCAAUCAAUCAAUCAAUCAAUAGAAUGGUCCAAACAUACUCAUUAACACACCUCAAUCAAUCAAUAGAAUGGUCUAAACGUACUCAUUAACACACCUCUUUAUCAAUCACUCGAUCAAUAGAAUGGUCCAAACAUACUCAUUAACACACUCAAUCAAUCAAUCAAUCUUUAUUUAUAUAGCCCUAAAUCACAAGUGUCUCAAAGGGCUGCACAAGCCACAACAACAUCCUCGGUACACACCUCUAUCAAUAGAAUGGUCCAAACGUACUCAUUCACACACCAUGUUAUAAAUAGAUUGGUCCAAACUUACUCAUUAACACACUUCUUAAUCAAUCAAUCAAUAGAAUGGUCCAAACGCACUCAUUAACACACCUCAAUCAAUCAAUAGAA
Nerophis lumbriciformis (worm pipefish) is the source of this 8461-nucleotide messenger RNA. RefSeq names its product SRC kinase signaling inhibitor 1a (gene srcin1a). Lineage: Eukaryota; Metazoa; Chordata; Actinopteri; Syngnathiformes; Syngnathidae. The record is from RefSeq and is a predicted model, not a curated record. Gene Ontology annotation, cellular component: postsynaptic density; cytoplasm; actin cytoskeleton. Gene Ontology annotation, biological process: regulation of dendritic spine morphogenesis.